Molecule: messenger RNA, 3717 nt
Organism: Exophiala mesophila
Lineage: Eukaryota; Fungi; Ascomycota; Eurotiomycetes; Chaetothyriales; Herpotrichiellaceae
Exons: 2
Coding region: 135-3542 (1135 amino acids)
Molecular function (GO): metal ion binding
Source: RefSeq, a predicted model, not a curated record
UCAGACUCGGCGGGCUACUCGACGCACUCUCUGUUCAAAAAUCUGUGGUUGGUCAGGAAGACGACCUAGAAUUCGCUAAACCACAAUCACCUAGAGGCUCUCUCAGUGUAUCCCUAACCAGCAGCCGCACGUGAAUGAGAUCGAGUCUCUUAUAUUCAGCCCUGAUCGGUCUACUAAUCAGCAUUGCACUUCCUCUAAUAUCUAUCCACCGCUUCUCAGAAUUCUCCUUCAUACCUGAGGCUGAUCGUCCAGCCCAGCUAAACUUUCCUUUUUACAACAUCCUAGAUAUCAUCUUGACCCGCCUCCGUUCUUCGCCAGCCUUGAAAAUGGCAACGUCUGGGCCAGAUGCGCCUCGUUUCACCAAGAUCCAGAAAAUCGAGCCAGACUAUUGUCCUGGCUCCAUCACUCAAUAUGAAUCACAACGAACCGGCAUGAGGGUCGUGGUGGUCGAUCAGCAAGGUCCCAAACUCCAUGGCUACUUUGUCCUUGCUACCGAGAUUCACGACGACUCGGGCGCUCCUCACACUCUUGAACACCUGUGCUUUAUGGGUUCAAAGAGCUACAAGUACAAGGGCUUUCUCGACAAACUGGCGACGAGAGCCUAUUCCAACACCAAUGCCUGGACAGCCACGGACCACACGGCCUACACCCUCGACACCGCUGGCUGGGCUGGCUUUGCCCAGAUCCUCCCAGUUUACCUCGAGCACGUCAUUCUUCCAACCCUCACCGACGCGGGCUGCACGACCGAAGUCCAUCAUAUCGACGGCAGUGGCAAUGACGCUGGUGUCGUCUAUUCCGAGAUGCAGGGCGUUCAGAAUACUGCGUCCGAAUUGAUUGAGUUGGCAUCUAAGCGUAUCCUGUAUCCUGAAGGCGUGGGCUUCCGAUAUGAGACAGGCGGAAUGAUGGAACAACUCCGAGUCCUGACCGCCGAUCGCAUACGAGAGUUCCACCGCGACAUGUAUCAGCCCAAGAACCUGUGUCUGUUGUUGUUUGGGGAGGUUGAUCACGACGAAUUGCUGCAACUCCUAGACACCUUUGAGACGUCCAUAUUGCCCGAUAUCCCAAGUCCCGAUAAGCCAUUCAAACGGCCGUGGAUGGAGUCGAACCUCGCGCCAGCCUUGUCUGAAUCGACUCUUCAAAAGGUCGACUUUCCCGAGGAAGAUGAAUCUUUCGGUGAGAUCGACAUACGGUUUCUAGGUCCGGAUACUGCGAGCGUUGUUGAGAUUGGCGCGCUCAGCGUUGCGCUUUUGUAUCUGGCAGGCUCUUCCGCUGCGGUGCUAGACAACACUCUAGUAGAGAAGGAACAGCUCGCCAGUGGUGUCUACUACACACUCGACAGCCGUCCCAGAACCGAAAUCGCGUUCACUCUCUCUAGUGUCGAAACAGGACGCCUGGCAGAGGUCGAGAAACGUUUCUUCGAAGUGCUUCACGGAGCUACCGACAAGCCUUUGGACAUGAAGUUCAUGAAGGAUUGCAUUGCUCAACAGCUUCGAACUUUAAAGUUCAAUGCUGAAGCAUCCCCGACCUUCUUCGCAGAUUAUAUCAUCGCGGACUACCUGUUUGGAAAGCGUGACGGAUCUACGCUCGAAACCCUGCGAUCGUUGGACACAUACGCAAAGAUUCUGCAAGCUUGGACUGAAGAAGAGUGGAAGGCCUUCCUCAAGAAGUACUUCACCGGGGCACACCAUGUUUCAAUCCUCGGCGUACCGUCGGCCCAGCUUUCCGAAAAACUCAAGACAGACGAGGCGAGGAGGAUUGAGGCACAGAAGGAGGCAUUAGGACCAGAGGGUCUCAAGCAGAAGCAAGAGCAAUUGGACGCCGCCAAAGCUGAGAACGAUCGAGAGAUCCCGCAUGAGUUGUUGGGGAAAUUCAAAGUCCCACCGACCGAGUCGAUCCAUUUUGUGUCUACGGCUGCUGCUCGGUCUGGCCUGGCUCUGCAGGUCGGGAAACCACAGAACAAGUAUCAGGAGAUCAUCGAGCAAGAUGCUCAAGCCCUUCCUUUGUUCUUGAACUUUCAGCACAUACCAUCGAAUUUUGCUAGAGUCGACGUCAUCAUCUCCACAGAGAUUCUACCCAACGAACUACGUCCUCUUCUCGCCAUCUACAUGGAAUCAUUCUUUUCCUUGCCAAUCAAACGAGGCUCAGAUGUUAUCAAUUUUGAAGACGUUGUCCUCGAGCUUGAAAGAGACACCGUUGGCUACGCUAUGGAUUCGGCCGUCAAUCGUGGCAAUAUUGAAGGCCUCCGUGUAAGCUUUCAAGUCGAACUUGACAAAUACAAGGUUGCCCUUCGCUGGAUUCAAGAGUUGAUGUUUCAAUCCAUCUUCGAUGUGGACCGAUUAAAGGCAAUCAAUACCCGCCUGCUGGCCGACGUGCCCGAUUCGAAACGCAGUGGUGAUGGUAUGUUGAUCGGCGUUCACAUGAUGACUCAUCUAUCGCCCAAGUCCAUCGGGCGCGCUCGAAGCACAUUGGUCAAGGCUCUAUAUCUGAAGCGGAUCAGAUCAUUGCUCAAGACCGAUCCUGAUGUAGUGGUGAAACAACUCGAGCGGUUGAGAAGUUUGUUGUGCAAAUUCGAGAACUUCCGCGUGGUGGUCGUGAGCGACUUGGAAAAGUUACACGAGCCGGCAAGCUCAUGGCGACCGUUUGUGCAGAAAUUGGAGGUGACAAAAGAGCUGAACCCGAUUGGUACACGUAAGGAACGGCUCAGUGAAGCAGGAAAGAACCUUGGGAAACUAGCGUAUGUGGUUCCGAUGCCCACGAUCGAUUCUUCAUACGCAUAUGCCUUGGCGAAAGGGCCUAUCUCAUAUUACGAUCCGAGAACACCGGCCAUGAUGGUGGCCAUGGCGUAUCUCAACGCCGUUGAAGGACCGUUAUGGGUCGCCGUCCGAGGAACUGGGCUUGCGUAUGGCACCAGUGUUGGCUAUGAUAUCGAGUCUGGCUUCAUCUACCUGGAGGUCUACCGGUCCCCAGACGCAUACAAGGCGUUCGAAGCGAGCCGCAAUGUCAUUAGCGGACAUAUUUCUGGAGAAAUCGAGUUUGAUCCACUCAUGCUCGAAGGCGCCAUUAGCAGUAUCGUGGUAGCGUUUGCCAAUGAGCAACGGACUCUGGCAUCUGCCGCGGUGGCGAAUUUCAUCAAGGCAGUGAUGAAGGGCUUGCCAGAAGACCACAAUGAGCAACUGCUGAAGAAGGUUCGCGCCAUUGGAGUGGAUGAGAUCAAGGACAUCCUUAAGACUUUAGUCUUUGACGUUUUGACACCUGGUAAAGCUGAUAUCGUCAUUACUUGCGCCCCAGGCCUAACAGAGGGUAUAUCUGAUGGUCUCAAGGGAGCAGGCUUUUUGCCUGAGACCCACGAUCUGAAUUAUUUCCAAGACGAUUACGGGUUGAAGACCAACGAAGGCGAAGAUGAUGACGACGGCGAUGAUGAUGACAGCGAAGAUGACGGAGACGAUGACGACAAGGACGAUGGCACGUCAGAUGACCUUGGAGGAAGCGAGGGCUACGAGAUAAUAGAAGGUGGAGGAGAGGAAUUCGACGAUGAGAAUUGAGGCCGGGAUCCUCGCAUCAUGUCUUCAUGUCUUCUUGCAGCCAGGUGUAGGUCUGUAUGAACGGACCUUCUUCGCCAUGGAUGAGUCUAUGAACAACGAUGGAUUAAAAUUUGCGCAUUAGACUGCGUGAAUGAAAUAGAUGAGAUGCUAUGACUCGUUGCAGAUAGCACAGCGC